This is a messenger RNA of Paramisgurnus dabryanus, 3948 nucleotides long. The record is from RefSeq and is a predicted model, not a curated record. Lineage: Eukaryota; Metazoa; Chordata; Actinopteri; Cypriniformes; Cobitidae.
AUGGAAACUCAAAAUGAUCACUCAAAGAAAUCUGGGGCAAGCAGGAAGGCUCUGUUUGUGGUGAUGCGAUCACACAGCUUGUCUUGCAUGAACGGGAACAUGUGCGAACGACAUGGCGCAGGUUUUUGAAAGCUUAUAGCAUCAAAUGUGACUCUUAACGCUUUGAGUCUCGUCGAGCAUGCUGGUGAGCAAGAAUGAUGGGAAUAACACAGCAGUCAAACACCUUCAAAGACUGCACAUCACAAAUCCAAUUAACAUUAUGGUAUCUACACACCUUACAAGACAGCUCUUCUUCAGACCAUGAAGAAGUCCAGAGUAGGAGUCCAAAUUAGAUGUGGAAAGAGCCUCAGGACGACAAAGGCAUGAUAUGGAUAUUUUCAUUGGAGUUUGCCAAGUGGUAUUCCUUCUACUUUUUAACCUCAACCUCUGUGGCUGCUAUAGAGUUGUUUGUGCUGGAAGGUUGAAAGUAGAGUCGGACAUCAUCCACAUGGGCACAAGCUUGACUGUACACUGCCAAUCGAACACCGAACGCUGUGGCAGACAAUUUGCCAUAGAAAUUGAUGGACAGACAGUUUUUGAAAUAACUAAUUGCUCUGUUAUAACAACUGAGAUAACUGUCAAUCAGCCCAAUCCCAGGGUCCUCUGCAAGGUGAAGGAGAAUAAUAAAUGGCACUUAGUUUGCAGACAAAAUCUCAAGGCUGGCUAUCCACCAUCAAAACCAACAAAAUUUGCCUGUAUCACGCACCGAUAUUCAGAGUAUGUGAACUGCUCUAUGGGAGUCUUAACUGAAACACAUUUAUUGACAAACUACACAGUACAAUUUAAGCAUGAAAGGACAUCUCAGUCCCUCCUGUAUGAAAUAAAAAAUGGUCACGUUUCUAUUCCACGAUCUGUGUUUAAUGAGACCAUGACAUACCAAGUUCUUGUUAAGGGUCGUAAUGCAUUAGGAGAGGCCAACUCUACUUUUACCUUCUCAGUUUUGGAUAGCGUGAUUCCAAGCACUCCAGAGAUAACAAAGGUUGAGUUUAAAAACCGCUCCUUUAUAAUACACUGGAAAAGCGAUGACCCUUCAGUGAAACCAGAGCUAAGGUUCAGAAGCAUACACAAUAAUCAAGACUGGGGUCUGGGAUCAGUGAUAGAGCUUCAAGCUGGACUUAUACAAAUGCAGGAAAGCUUGGUGCCGUUUAUUCCCUAUCAGCUUGAGCUAAGAGUGUGCGUCACUUCAGCAAACUGCAGUAUGUGGAGUCGCACCUUCAAUAUAACUAUCCCUGGAAAAGCACCCACGUCCAAACUUGAUGUGUGGAGAGAUAUUACGAAAAACACUGUGGACCAGCAUCAGGAUGUUACAGUGUUUUGGAAGCCCUACACACCAGACAAUAACAGCGGAGGUUUGUUACAAUACAAGUUAUCUUAUAAAGAGAAAGGCAGAGUCCAUGAAUUGAACUGCUCAGCUUACGCCACUCAAUACACACUUCGGCUGUCUCUGGAAGUAACAGAGAUGAACGUCAGUGCUGUUACAUCCUCUGGCUCCUCCCCCUCAGCACCUGUCAACUUGAUAUAUACAGGUAAACCGGCCCCCAUCAUAACACAUUUAUCUCCAGCACCAGGGGGCACUGUGCGUUUAGGCUGGGACUUGUCUCAUUACAGAAAGGGUUUGGAAAGAAUUAUGGGUAUUGUAAUCCAAUGGCAACAGAGCCCAAUGGCUUUACAAUGGAAGAAAUUAGGCAAAGACUACAAUAAUACAUUCCUGGAAGGUAUGCAAGAUGGUGUCUUGUAUAACAUUUCAUUAUAUAUUGAAGAAGCCAAUGGAAUUUCAGACCCUGCAUUCGGUCAAGUUUAUUCAAAAGAAAAGAAGCCAUUAAUAGGUCCAGAUGUAUCAGUCAAUCCUGUAGGAGACAAGCACAUUCUCAUCGAAUGGAAAGAGUUAGAUCAAGAGAAUCAGAGAGGAUUUAUCACACACUACACCAUUUACUUUCAGAGACACAAAGACAAGAUGCUCCUUCACAACACAACGUUGCCUUCUGCAUAUCCUAGAUCUUUGAGUUGGAAGUUGCAGGAUCCGCUGGAAAGUUUUGAUGUCCUGGUCUCUGCGUGGAACUCUGCGGGUGAAGGACCCAAAGGAAAAGCCGCCACCUGCUAUAUUCACAGGAGCAUGACAUGUGGAAAGAUGUUUGAAACAAAUAAGAAUACAGAUAAAAUGAUAGCAGGAUUUUGUUUGGUGGCUGCUGUUCCUAUGGUGAUCCUUGCUAACCUGAUGUACCUAAAAUGUGUACGGCAAAGAAUGAUGAAGAUGUGUAUGUCAAUGGGAGUCUCUUGGCUUUUUGAAAACUUGCCGAAAUUUGAUAAUAGCAAUGCUAUAAAACUACUAAAGGAUGAGAGUUACAGUGGAUGGGAACCUCUUCCUAGGGACAUUGAUCCUCCCUUAACUCCUGUUGAAGAAGUGAAUCCAUCCUGGACGAGGCAAGAUUCUUACCCAACUGUGCUUCAUCAGGAUGUCCCAGAAAUACCCGUGGAGAGGCAAAGUUGUAUAGAAUGUCCCUAUAAGCCACAGAGAACAGAAGACGUCUAUGAGACAACAGAAGAAGAGGUCAAGGAGGAGGAGGAGGACCAAUUUUCCUUGUUGAUGUCUCCAUCACCCGUGCCUUAUGAUUUCAGUUGGGAUUUAACCAGCAUUCCUGUGAUAAAUAGCCGUCUCAAUAGCUUCUUAACUAUAGAUGGAGGUCUCGGAUCCUUAAGCGUUCUUGGAAGCUUCCUAUCAACCCCUCUCCCAGCCUUACAUAACGAUGAAGUAAUGGAGAAUGAUGGGAAGAAUAUGGAAGCAGAUGAGUUAGGACACAGUACUUUCAUAAGCCAAACUGUACACUGUAGUGACCUGGAGAGCUGUCGGAUUAAUUCCAGUCCAUACUCCCCACAAGGGAUUUGUUUUAGAUUUUCAAUCCCGGAAGAUGUUUAGGAGCUCUUUUUAAAGGAUUGCUUUGCAUAUGUCCUGUCAUUAGCAAACGUGCAUUUGUCUAAACAACGAUAAUCCCUAAAAAGCAGCAUUGCAAAAUGUUCUGCUUGUCUUUUCAAUGGAAAUUUGGGCAAGUACAUUUGAAAACAAAUCCAGGCACUUGCUGUGCAACAAACUAUGAAAUGUUUUGGUGCUGGUAUAGGAAAUUUCAGCACUCUUGGAAUGCCUGGUACGGGAGGACAGGAACUAACUGCUGUAUUGUACAAUGAUAUUUUAAUUCUGUGUGUGCUGAAAGAUAAUGAAUUGUAGUUUGAGCAUUUUAAACUAAUUAACCUUGAAAACCUAAAAAACUUGAAGAAUGUUUUAGGACUUGCACAAAGUGAAGAAAGAGACUUGCACCAUAAUAUACGUCAAGCAUUAUUUUUUGAUGAUUUUAUAGCAACAAGUCUCUAUGGUGCAUAUUGCUUCUUUCAGAAUAAAUGGUACAAAAGUUCUCACUGGGAUGGUACCUUUUUUAAAGGUCUCAUUAUGUACCUUUAAGCAAAAGAUAUGUACAUUUGAGGUACCAAUAUAGGCACUGGUUCCCAACUCCAGUCCUCAAGCCCCCAUAAUAUAUAAUAUAUAAAACACUUAAUUCGAUUCAUCAGCUUGUUAGAAUGUUAAUAAAGAAAACAUUUUACACAUUCUGGAAGGAGCCUGAUAAGUGGAAUCAGGUUUUUCAUAGUGAGACAUCCAAAACAUUCUGGGAUUGGGGCCUAAUGACUUGGGAGUUGGGAUUUGGAACCACUGCUCUAACAUACAAACGUGUACUUUUUGAAAAUGUACCGCCACAGUGACAACUUUUGUAUUUUCUUGUACUUUUUUAUUCUGAGAGUGUAUUAAAGACUUAAUCAAUCUGGACUUUUGGUUCUGUUUGCUGUAUAUAUGUUCAUGCUGAAAUUUGUAUUAAAGGGGACAUUUCACAAGACUUUUUUAAGAUGGAAAAUAAAUUCCCAGAG